Messenger RNA from Penicillium chermesinum, 1065 nucleotides. Its product is annotated as ferritin-like domain-containing protein. The record is from RefSeq and is a predicted model, not a curated record. NCBI's taxonomy places the organism in Eukaryota, Fungi, Ascomycota, Eurotiomycetes, Eurotiales, Aspergillaceae. Bases 1 to 1065 code for a protein of 354 amino acids. The transcript is spliced from 5 exons.
AUGAAGCUCAGCUCUGUCUCUCUCUUCAGUGCAGCAGUCGGACUCGCCUCUGCGAGCCCUGUUCAUAAACGCGCUGGCGUCACUGACGCUGAUAUCCUGAACUAUGCUCUGACCCUGGAGCAUCUGGAGGCCGCAUUCUACGAGGAGGGUCUGAAGAACUAUACCCACGAUGACUUCACGAAGGCUGGAAUGAAGGACCCCUUCUACAGCAACCUGAAAAUGGUCGCGAUGGAUGAGCAGACCCACGUCCAGUUUCUGACGCAAGCUCUGACAGCGGCCGGAGCUCAGCCGGUGGCAAAAUGCAACUACUCUUUCCCUGCCACCGAUGUGAAGAGCUUCCUUGCUCUCGGAAGCGUUUUGGAAGGUGUCGGAGUCAGUGCCUACCUCGGUGCUGCUGCCUCCAUCAUGAACGAUACCUACCUUACCGCCGCCGGAAGCAUCUUGACCGUCGAGGCUCGUCACAGUGCCUAUCUGCGUGCUGCGCUUGGAGAGGCUCCUUCCCCUCAGGCCUUUGACGACCCUCUUGGCUUGAACGAAGUUUACACGGUCGCAUCGCCCUUCAUUGCCUCUUGUCCGUCCAGCAACCAGAAGCUGCCUGUGAAGGCCUUUCCGUCCCUCACGAUGAGCUCUAUGACCGGCUCCAAAGUCGAUUUGAUGGCUGGCCCUGGCUUCAACAUGGACAACACCACUGGCCUCUACGCAGCCUUUAUCACAGUCACCGGUCCUAUCUGGGCUCAGCUUACUCCCAAGGGCGAUGGAAAGUUCAGUGCCACCAUCCCCGAGGGUGUGAGUGGCCAGAGCUACGUCGUCCUCACCAAGGGCAACAGCCAGGCUACCGAUGACAACAUUGUCGCUGGGCCCGCUAUCGUUGAGGUCGCUACCUCCACGUCAAGCAUGGGAGGAGGCAUGAAUAGCACCACCUCCAUGACUUCUAGUUCUCCUUCUAUGAGCAUGAGUGGGUCUGCUACCCCUACCCCUACCUACAACGCAGCUCCGGGUAUGGCUCCUAGAAGCCUUGUUGGCGUUCUUGCUGGUUUCGUUGGUGCGAUGGGACUUUUCCUCUAA